Punica granatum (pomegranate) is the source of this 5581-nucleotide messenger RNA. Lineage: Eukaryota; Viridiplantae; Streptophyta; Magnoliopsida; Myrtales; Lythraceae. The record is from RefSeq and is a predicted model, not a curated record.
AGCUGGAGUCCAAAACACGUAUACAUCCUGCACAUCUUAUCAUUCCAGCGUCUCCGUUUCGCAUUUGCAGAAGCUUUCCUUUGUCACCCUCCAUUCUCAAUCUCUUUCUCCAGGCCGAUAGAAACCAUGGCUGAUCUGAUCCUCGGGAGCAUCGUGGAUUCCAUCACCGAACAUCUCGUUUCCCUCGUUGCUCAGGAGAUUGGGUUAAUAUCCGGUGUCAAACGCGAGCUCGAGAAACUCCGGGGCACUGUCUCUGCUAUUGCUGCUCUGCUUCGUGAGGCUGAAAAGAGACGGAUCGAGGCUGAGGACGUGAAAGACUGGCUUCAGAGGCUGAAAGUUGUGGUUUACGAUGCUGACGAUCUGUUGGAUGACUUCUCCACUGAAGCCCUGCGUCGUCGGAGAGUGGUGGGAGGAGUUAAGCGAGUUCUGAAUGAGGUGCGUAUCUUUCUCUCAUCUUCUAAUCAGCUUGUUUCUGCCAGUACGAUGGCACAUCGAGUCAAGGAGAUUAGAGAGAGGAUCGAUGGCAUUAAGAGUGAUAGGUCUGACUUUAAGGUCGAGGGAAACGAUGGUAGUACUCUUGGGGUUUUGGUGGAGAACCAACUUAGGCCGGAAACGUAUCCGUACAAGCCUGAACGAUAUGUGGUUGGAAGAGAUGAAGACACAAAAGAAGUCAUCGACAUUUUACUCAAUCCUGAUUUUGAGGAGAAUGUAUCUACCCUACCUAUAGUUGGGAUUGGAGGCCUCGGGAAAACAACUUUAGCAAGACUGGUAUUCAACAAUGCGAGCAUUAAGGAAUAUUUCUCUGUUAAGCUUUGGGUUUGUGUGUCCACAAAUUUCGAUGCGGAGGAAAUUGUGAGGAAGAUAGUUGGAGAAUCCACUCUUGGCAAGGAUGAGUUGACAAAAAAGCUGGGAGAAAAGCUCGAUGGGAAGAAGUUUUUACUUGUGUUAGAUGAUUUAUGGAAUGAAAACCGGUCUAAAUGGUUGGAACUUGAAGAAUUUCUUAUGAAUGGUGCAAAAGGCAGUAAAAUAUUAGUGACCACUCGCCAUCUUAAAGUGGUCAAAACUAUGACACCACCAAAAUGUCAUGAGUUGAAGGGCUUACCUGAGGAUCAGUCGCUCGCUUUGCUAAUGCGAAUGGCAGGGAAGCAAGAAUACGAGUGGAAAUCUCAGAAUUUAGAAGAGAUCGCAAAAGAAAUUCUGAAGAAGUGUGUUGGAGUUCCCCUUGCCAUCAAGACGAUUGGGCGAUUGUUGGUAUUUUUGAGAAAUAAGGAGGAAUGGUUGAACUUCAAGAAUAAUGAGUUAUCGAGAAUAGAUCAUGAGGAAGGUGAUAUCAUGCCAUCGCUAAAGCUAAGCUAUGAUUUUCUGCCUUCACAUUUGAAGCAGUGCUUUGCUUACUGCUGCUUGUUUCCAAAAGAUUACGAGCUAGACACAUCUGAGCUCAUUCAUCUUUGGAUGGCACAGGGAUUUAUCAAACCCCUGGGCAAUAGGAAGACCCAGCUCGAAGAAGUCGGCCAUGAUUAUUUUAUGGAGCUGCUUUCGAGAUCCUUUUUCCAGGACAUAGUAGAAGAUCGUUAUGGCAACAUUGUGAGAUGCAAAAUGCAUGAUUUGAUGCAUGACCUCGCGCAGUCGGUUGCGGGAGAUAAUUGCAUCACCAUUGACAGCUCCCAUGAGAAAAGUAUCCCACCAGGAGCUCGCCAUGUAUCCACCGACGAUCCGUUGGUGUUGAAAAGCCGAUUUGAGGGAGGCAAAAGAUUAAGGUCCCUGCUUUUCACCAAAACGUUUGGCAAUUUUCGAGAGCUUAUUCAUUUGGAUGUCUCAUGUUUCAGAAAUCUACGGGCGCUACGUAUUCGUAAUGCACGCAUAAAUGUGAUAUCUGGUUCAAUCGGUAAACUGAAGCAUAUGAGGAGCCUCGAUCUAUCAUGGAAUCCUUUUCAGUAUCUUCCGAACUCUAUAAGCGGGUUGUGCAAUCUAGAGACGCUUAAUCUUAGAGGUUGUCCGCAUCUACAGAGAUUACCCAGAGGCCUCACGAAGUUGGUUAAUCUGAGGCAGCUUGAUGUGAGUGAAUGUGAUAAGUUAACACAUUUGCCAAGGGGGAUUGGGAAGUUGACUAAUCUGCAAAUGCUAGGUGAAUUUAAGGUGGGGAAGGAUUCGAUUCGAGAUGCUGCAGGGUUGAAUGAGUUGAGCAAACUUACUGGAUUGAGGAAAGAAUUAACUAUCCAAUGCUUGGAAAGAAGUGUUCCGAGCGGGUUGGAAGCUUCCUUCUCAAUUGAGAAGUUAGCUCUCCAAUCAUUGAAGCUAGACUUGUACCCUUCACAAGCUAUGGAGGCUGAUGCAGAAGUUUUAGAAAGACUUCGGCCCCAUCCAGAUCUAAAGAAAUUGUCAAUCAAAGGAUACGGUGGUGUCCAGCCUUCAUCCUGGAUUUCUCAACUUCAUAAACUAGUCGAAAUUAAGUUUAGGUGGUGUUAUCAGUGCGUGCGUCUACCACCUCUAGACCAGCUGCCUUCACUCAAAAGAGUCUCCUUAAUUGGUUUGAUAAAUCUGCAGUGGAUAGAAUUGUCGGAGAGUGAGAGUGGGACGCCGCAGUCUAUUUCCUUUCCAUCCUUAGAAGAAAUAAGGCUGGAAGAUUUGCUUAUAUUUAGGGGAUGGGAGAGGAGGAGAAGGAGCAGGAGCAGCAGUAGAAUUGAACAAGAGGAAGAAGCUAUUCAGGAGGAGGUGGAGGUGGAUGAUGAUUCUUUAUUGAUGCUCCCCUUCUUCUCUGACAAUGUCGAGGUCGCCACAGUUAGAUGCCCAACAUUCUCAUACAUGCAUGGUCAAGGGCUGCAUCUGAAGAAAAACUCAACCAGAAUUAUAAAGGAGCUUGUGAGGAAUGUAACUAUUCGCCAUACUCCAGCAUCGUCGUCGUCGAGGAUGAUGGCGACGUUGAUCUCCCCAUCUUCUAUAUCUCUCCUCGCACCGACCAGCCUCACCAUUUCUGAAGUGGAGGACUUAGAGCACUUACCGGUGGUGUUGCUUCAGUCCCUCCCGUCUAUCCAGUCUCUUGCAAUCAAAGAUUGCCCUCGCCUGAAAGCUCUCCCUGUGUGGGCGAUCCUCCGAUACCUAACUGCCCUCAAGUCGUUGAAGAUAUCCCGCUGUCCAGAACUUGACUUAUCAACGGGGGAAUCAGGAUAUCAAGAAGACAUGCCUGAAGGACCAGCUUAUAAACUCCAAGAGUUGAAAUUCGGGUGGAUUUCUCAACGUCAUAAACUAGUCGAAAUUGAGUUUCGUGUUUGUCAUAACUGCAUGCGUCUACCACCUCUAGACCAGCUGCCUUCACUCAAAAGAAUCCACUUAUUUCGUUUGAGGAAUUUGCGCUGCAUAGAAUUGUCGGAGAGUGAGAGUGGGACGCCGCAGUCUAAUUCCUUUCCAUCCUUAGAAGAAAUAAGGCUGGAAGAUUUGCCAAAAUUUAGGGGAUGGGAGAGGAGGAGGAGCAGGAGCAGGAGCAGCAGUAGAAUUGAACAAGAGGAAGAAGCUAUUCAGGAGGAGGUGGAGGAGGAUGAUGAUUCUUUAUUGAUGCUCCCCAUGUUCUCUGACAAGGUCAAGGUCACCACAUCUGGAUGCCCAACAUUCUCGUACAUGCAUGGUCAAGAGCUGCAUCUGAAGAAAACCUCAACCAGAAUUAUAAAGGAGCUUGUGAGGAAUGUAACUACACGCCAUGCUUCAGCAUCAUCAUCAUCAUCGUCGACGUCAUCGUCGUCGAGGAUGAUGGCGACGUUGAUCUCCAUAUCUUCUAUAUCUCUCCUCGCACUGACCGGCCUCACCAUUUCUGAAGUGGAGGACUUAGAGCACUUACCGGUGGAGUUGCUUCAGUCCCUCCCGUCUCUCCAAUCUCUCGAAAUCUGGGGUUGCUCUCGCCUGAAAGCUCCCCCUGUGUGGGCGAUCCUCCGAUACCUAACUGCCCUCAAGUCGUUGACGAUAUCCCUCUGUCCAGAACUUGAAUUAUCAACGGGGGAGUCAGGAUAUCAAGAAGACAUGCCUGAAGGACCAGCUUAUAAACUCCGAGAGUUGAAAUUCGGGUGGAAUAGAGAAGUGGAGACUCUCCCAUGGUGGAUUCAGCACCUCACCAACCUGGAAAGCUUAGGAAUCGGAUGCCGGGAUCUGAAGGCUUUUCCUGAGUGGUUUCCACAGCUUACCUCACUCAAACGUCUUGAGAUUUCUGAUUGCGGGGAAGAGCUGAGAAGAAGGUGCAGAAGGAACAUCGGAGAGGACUGGCCUAAGAUUUCUCACAUCCCGAAAAUAUAUGUGGGCUCGGACUGGAACUGGGCCUUGGGCUCUCCUCAAGAGGAGAUAUGGGGGGGCUUUUCCUCUGCUUCUACUUCCGGUGUUUGGCUAGAAGGCUCUUUUACUGCUGAGUGAUCUGACUGUUGCGGUUCAGUACUUUUGUCAAGAGGGGGAAGUUUAAACGUCUCAUUUAAUAACUUCGAUCAAUGAAGCUUGUUCUUAUUCCACUCCGCUCCAGGGCGUAUGUUACUUUCUGUAAGCUGUCGAGAUCAUUUUAUCUGAAGCUCACAGAUCCAUCUUCUGAAGUCAAUUUUCUGGAAGAGGGACUGAGAAUUACUGAUUUUGUAGUACCAACUUCCGAACUUCAGCAUAUGUGAAGAGGUUGGAUAAAUUUUAUCUUAAAGAUGAGCAUUCCCAUUCUAGAUGGAAAGGCUCUGUCACUCGUUAGGUGGCCGGGUGCAUGGAGAGAUGUUCUCAGGGACAAAUAAUGUAACCUCCCAAGCCACAUUCUUUCCAUGCUUUCUGCACUUUAUUUCGCUGGCACUCAUUGUUCCUCGUCAAUGCCAGCCAGUUUGAAGGCAAGUCACUAGCGCGCCCAUCCCAUCAAUUGUGUCCUAACUAUUGGAAUAUAUUAAUGGACGCUCAAUCAGAAUUUGAAAGACAUGAUUGACACUGCAUGGAGCCUGCGUUACGGGAUCGUUCGUAGAAGCUUGAACAUGUCAGUAAGUGGGAGAUUGAUUCGGUGGCAAGUUCCCCGAGAUUAACCUCUUACAUUUCGGAUGUUUUAGAGAGAAGUUGUUUGGUGGGCGCGAUUUGGGAUUUUUUUGGAGUUUUCUCCUUAACUUCUUCUUUUCGGGUUCACACAAAAUUUAGCCUUUGCAAUGUCGCCCACCAACUCGUUAUCUUGUUGAUUCAGCGUCUUUUGGAACCUUAGAGAACCUGCUGUCUUGAUCUCUGUGAUUUUUAUUGAAGCUCCACCUAAGGCAACCCAGCGAGCCAAAGAAACUGGCUGCCUGUCUCAUCCCAAGCUCCGUCAUCCGACAGGCUGGUAUACCUUAAAGAUCUCUAGGUUGUUAUAGAUGAGGACAAUUCAAGUUUGUCAUAAGUUAUAGAGUUCUCCCAUGAAAAGAAUAUGUACGGUGGAAAAGAUUGAUCUAAAUUUGUUUUGUAUAGAGAUAAAUAUAAUGGCAUGGCCUCAUGGAAAUGGCCUUGCCCACAAACUACUCAUACACGAUUCUACUUCGAUACUUCUACCUCAUUUCCCCGUCCUCGUCAGAUGUCGACAUUAAUUUCUUUAUCCAUGCAAGUGGAGUAUUCUUCACAA